Molecule: messenger RNA, 3094 nt
Organism: Tetranychus urticae (two-spotted spider mite)
Lineage: Eukaryota; Metazoa; Arthropoda; Arachnida; Trombidiformes; Tetranychidae
Source: RefSeq, a predicted model, not a curated record
AGUUUAGGUGAUCAGAACAAUUCACAAAUUGUUUCUGCUUGCUGUAACUUCUGUAACUUGUAGUUCGAUACUAUGUUUCGUUUAAUAUCAAUCUUACUUUUAAGUCAAUAUUUUGACUUAAUAUUGUCAGAAUCUUUGAAUGAUAUCAGCCUAAAGGUUCAAAGUGGAUCUUGGAUCAUCAAUUCAUCUUUAAUUGAUUCUGAAACCAACACUAAAUAUACCUUGAACGAGGUUAUCUAUUCUGGUGAAUACAUCGAAGGUAAGAUUUCGAUUUCAUCUGGUUCGCUCAAAUGGGAUGUUAUUUACUCAACAAUCAACCCGAAUCAACGUCUUGUUAUUCACGAUAACCAAUGUGAUCUGUUCACUUAUAACACGAAAUGGGAAUCAAAGUUACCGGGAAUAACGAAUCCAUUGUUAAACCACAUUCUUCUGGUCGGACCUUCAGUUACACAUAGACUGGGCCAACUUUCAUGGCAAGAAGAGCCUGACACUGAGAAGAGAGGAGUAACAAUGUACAGUAAAAGUACAACGAUUGGAAGAAGCCGUUUGAAUAUAACUAAUUAUUACAUAAAAGCUCCAUUUGAAUCGCUGAAAGAUAGUAUUGCUCCAAGAGUCACCAUAUUCACUGGCAUUGAUCCAUCUGAACCUGACUAUUCCAAGCAAACAACACUAACAUUGGACACUUAUAUUCAAACGGAAAGCUCUGAAGCGGAUUUACAUGUAAAUGGAUUUGUUAAACCGGAGCCUGGAAUUGGAUGUCCAUUUUAUUUCAGUCCCACUACUCGUAAACCACAGCUUUUUAGCCAAGCAUUUUCACGAUUACAUUACAUUGUAGAUACAACCGUGAAAAAAGCCAACUCAAAGUCGAAGAAGACGGUGAAAAGAGAAGAGGUUUAUAUUGACCAGUUAACACAACAAAUGUAUAUUGAAACCACAAUCGAAGGCGAAAAAACUGAAGAAAUUUAUGAUUUCACUUUGGGAAUCAAGUAUGAGGACCAAUAUUUAAAUUCUUGUCCAAUAAAGCAACUUGAUUUGUCCAUUCCUGGAAUGAUAGUUUAUUCAGAUCAGGGUGCAAUAAAUAUAAAUGCGCAUCUUGGUUUCAAUUUGAGCUAUAAAUUUUUAGGAAUCGUUCAGAAUAGUCUUUCAUCUGGAAGAGACUUGUAUGUCUGGGAAGCUGUUGAGUACAACAAAACAUUUGAAGACCAAAAAUGUGACAAACUUGUAACAACUCAAUACCUACUUUUGACCAAUUAUGGCAAUCAUGGUGAACAGUUUAUACUUCACUCAACAACAAUCAAUGGCUACACGAAAACAGGCAAUAAUUAUAUCAAAGUCCUUGAAACAAGUCGAGUUUACCGCAAAUUUGAACCUACAAUUCAGAGUGAAGAUUAUGAUUUAAAGUUCAAUGUUGAUAAAUGUUAUCCAUUUGAAUCACAGCAUCGAACUAUUAAAUUACAUUUCAGAUGCCAGGAUGACUGUGACCAUUUCAAAUCCCAAAUAUAUGAACAUCGAUAUGCUAUAAAAUCAAUGAUAACACGAACUGAUCAAAUAUCGUCUUCAAGAAUAUCCAAUAUUGAAGUUAUUCCCGACUCAAAUGGAGCGACUGCCUACAUAACGUUUCUUGAAGCUCCAGAAAUUAAAGAGGCGUUCCACUCCGAUAACAGAUUUCUGAAGACUGAGAGACUAAUCCCUGGAUCGUCAACAUUUAUAGCGCAACGCCAGGAAGAAUGUCUUGAAGUUGCUGCAAAAUCAGCAACAAAUUUUCAGACAGUUAUCUAUUGUUAUAAACAAAAACAUUGUUUCGCAUUUAAUGAACAAAAAGACUUGACUGAAAACGAAGAUGGAGACUGGUGCGAUAUCUAUCAAAUUCCUUUGAAAAAUUUACACCGCUACAGUCAAGAAUUGCCUCUUGAUAAAAUUGACUGGAGCAUUGAAUGGAAAAAAUUGAUUUACAGCUUAACCGACGCAUCGAAAAAAGCAUUGUACUCAUGUGAUCUCAUGGAGAAUGUCGCAUCAAAGGCUCAGAGACAUUUUGAUUCAUAUUACCUUUAUGACGAUCACACUAGACUGAUACCAAAUGAUGAAAAUAUACUCAAGAUUGAUGGAGUUAAAAAUGUUGGCGAAUGUUUCCAUGAGUGUCAGCAGACAGAGAAGUUUGACUGUAGAUCAAUAUCCAUAUGUCCUGACGUUGAUCAACCCGAAUGUAUCAUAUCAAAUGUCUCGAGAAGGGCAUUAACAGAUGAUGAUUCGAUAACCAAUAGGUCUUGUAAAGUUUUGUACAUAAACCCAAUGCUUUAUUAUGUGAAGGUUGCGAAUAGAAAGUACAAAAAUCCAGUAACCGUUUCAGAGUUGGAUUUUUAUGCUGAAAAUUGUGCCAAUUUAUGCUAUGAAACAGACGAUUGUUUAUCAUUUCAAGAUUGCAAUAGAGAUUGUACUUUUGGCGGAUAUUAUACAGAUUCCUCGACUGAAUUCAGUCAAGAUUGUGACAUUUAUAUUCCCAAAGUACUUCACAAGUUUACUGAUAAUGGCAAAAGGAUAGUCUCUGAUGUUUUCCAUACUGAGCUUGGGUUAAAUUCAGACCAAUGUGCUGCUCUAUGCCAUGAUUGGGAUAAUGGAGAUGAAGUUUGUCAAUCUUUCAACUUUUGUCCAUCAACUAAAACCACGAGUUUAUGCGAGUUGUCCAAGUAUAAGAUAGAGGAUUCGACGACAAAAACAAUCGACUCUAAAAUUUGUCACAACUAUGGUUACAUUUCAUCAGGCGUUACAAAGAGUCAAAAUUCAAAAGAUGAUGGCCAUGAAGGUUUAAGUGGGAAAACUGUCAUUAGUUUGAUUGCGGUAUUUGUUGGCAUUGGCUUCGUGGCUGGUUUUAUUUUGCCUUUUGUUUAUGCAAAGUUUAUAUCGACCCAACACUCUAGAUUAAAUACAAAAUAAGAAACUGUUAUAUCUUUUUUAGAAGGAAAUAAAACGAUAAAAUUUUUGCUGAUAACGGCAUGAUGACAGAUGAGGGCUGAAAAAUGAUGCUGUCGUUAUAAUGGACUUCUAUUAGUUCACAUGAAGUGUUGAAAAUAAACAUCUCAAGAUUACUAAUUCUUUA